Notolabrus celidotus (New Zealand spotty) is the source of this 3061-nucleotide messenger RNA. RefSeq names its product serine/threonine kinase 11 (gene stk11). Gene Ontology annotation, cellular component: cytoplasm. The coding region runs from base 972 to 2288 and encodes 438 amino acids. The record is from RefSeq and is a predicted model, not a curated record. Lineage: Eukaryota; Metazoa; Chordata; Actinopteri; Labriformes; Labridae. The transcript is spliced from 11 exons. Gene Ontology annotation, biological process: intracellular signal transduction; regulation of cell growth; protein phosphorylation. Gene Ontology annotation, molecular function: protein kinase activator activity; ATP binding; protein serine/threonine kinase activity.
GUAGGAGCAGAUCACGAAAUUAGAUAUGCAUUAAAAGAUACACUAUAUGUCUGGUUGGUAUGUGUGGAGGAUGAAAACUUUGAUUUGACGCAUUAACGUAUGGUCUGUCAACGCGAGGAGGGGGGAGGUAAACAAGAUGGCGACAACCUGAGAAGCAAGAGUAACACGAAGAGUCCGAAAUCUUCACUGGUAUUUCACUAGACCCCAAGUGGAACUCUUGUUCAAGUUGGACCGUCACGACAGCAGGAAAAUCUAUCAAGACAGGAGAAGGAUAUCCACCCAGAUCAAGGCACCAGUCAGCAGGAGGAGCAUGGAGGAGACCUGAGGAGAGGGUUUGACACAUCGGAUGGCUCAGCCGAUCUUCAGGAGCCGGGCUGAUGCCAGAAGUUGGGCUGAUACUGCUGCAUGCGUUUGGCUGUAGAUGUGCUUGGAUCCUGUCCAGCUGUACACACGUGUCUCCUGAGAAAACUAUGCUUUGAGGCAUGGACCUUUUGACAGAAAUGCUGUGCUGCAUGGCCUUGAAACAAGACUGGACCUAAGGCUGUAUAGUAUUAAACUCGUACAAGUGCUAUAGAGUUAAGCUAGGAGGGAUAUCAUUUUGAGAGUGACAUUUUUCUCAUUUCUAUUCGACUGUACUCAUUACAGAUGUAGAACAAAAUGCAAAACUGAAGCGCUAACUUAGCAUUGGACCCAACUGCUUUCUUGCCCUUGUUUGCACAUAUAUGGAGUAAAAAAGAGCCUCAGUGUUUACAAUAUUGGGAUCGAUCCCACACCUCCCCCCUCAGCUCUCAGGCCUGAUUACUCCCUCUCACAGGUUCAGUAUUUUGUAAUUAAUCUGUAUUCCAGCUUUUGGAAUUAAAAUACUCAGCUCAGAGCUGAAAGGUUACCAGUGGAUUACUUUCCAGCAGCAAUCAUAACUAUUUGCAAACAGUUUUGCACAGGAAGCUUGAGCUGCGGCUGCUGAACUAGUCAUGAGUACCGGCGAGCUGCAUCAUCUUGAGUAUCUCAAUGAAAAUGAACUGAUGGAGAUGGAUACUUUCAUUCACCGCAUCGACUCUACGGAGGUGAUCUACCAGCCCCGGAGAAAGAGGGCAAAGCUUAUAGGAAAGUACUUGAUGGGGGACCUGCUGGGAGAAGGAUCUUAUGGCAAAGUGAAAGAGAUGCUGGACUCAGAAACACUUUGUCGCAGGGCUGUCAAAAUACUGAAGAAGAAGAAGCUGAGACGGAUUCCCAAUGGAGAAGCCAAUGUGAAAAAAGAGAUUCAGCUGCUAAGAAGACUCCAACACAAGAAUGUGAUCCAGCUGGUGGACGUGCUCUAUAAUGAAGAGAAGCAGAAAAUGUAUAUGGUGAUGGAGUAUUGCGUUUGUGGGAUGCAAGAAAUGCUGGACAGCGUCCCAGAAAAAAGGUUUCCAGUAUUUCAAGCUCACGGGUACUUUUGCCAACUUUUAGAUGGCCUCGAAUAUUUGCACAGCCAGGGAAUAGUUCACAAAGACAUUAAACCAGGGAAUCUGCUGCUGACCACAGACGGGGCACUUAAGAUCUCCGACCUGGGAGUAGCAGAGGCCCUUCACCCAUUUGCAGAGGAUGACACUUGUCGCACCAGUCAGGGCUCUCCGGCCUUCCAGCCUCCAGAGAUCGCAAACGGACUGGACACCUUUUCAGGGUUUAAAGUGGACAUUUGGUCUGCUGGAGUAACACUAUACAACCUUACGACUAGUCUAUAUCCAUUUGAAGGGGACAACAUCUAUAAGCUAUUUGAGAACAUUGGAAAAGGUGACUACACUAUUCCUGAGGAGUGUGGACCCCUCCUGUCGGACCUGCUGCGAGGAAUGCUCGAGUAUGACCCCGCCAAGAGGUUUUCCAUACAGAACAUAAGGCAACACAACUGGGUGCGUAAGAAACACCCUCCAUCUGAGCCCCCUGUGCCCAUCCCUGCCAGCGCAGAGAGCAGGGAUCCCUGGCGGAGUAUGACGGUGGUGCCCUACCUGGAGGAUCUGCACGGCUACACAGAGGAGGACGACGAUGAGCUCUACGACGGAGAGGAUGAGAUCAUAUACACUCAGGACUUCACAGUGCCAGGACAAGUGGCCGAAGAAGAUCUGGAUCAGGGGAACGCAGACCACAGUCCACCUCUUGCCAAGCCACUUUGUGUGAAUGGCACAGAGGGGGGAGCUCUGAACAGCAAGGCCAAAGCCGAACGCCGAUCCUCUUCGUCAUCAAACCCCUCGCGUAAAGGAGUCUCCACAGCCAGCAAGAUCCGCAAGCUCUCCACCUGCAAACAGCAAUGACCCCCUCCCCUCUCUCCCUCUGCAACAACCCACCUGGUUGAUCUAUCCCCGUCCUUCUGUGUCCAGAGUCCACACAGUUGUGGGAAAAACCUGCUGACGUUAAUGCCCCUGUACCUCCUUGGACCACUGGCCUGCAGAGUCUUUUUUGAAGCGGCAAUAUAAGUGACGGGGAGGAGGAGGAGGACAGCAUGAAAUGUUCUUUUUUGCUCUGAGACUGAGGCACUGGCUGUGAAGAUUUUUUCCUCCCAUACUUUGGCUCCUAUCAACUCCUGUCAUCCAGUUCUGUCAUCUAGUUCUCCUCUUCAUCCUCUUCGGAGGGCAAAGUGUUGCACCGAACUUUACAGACACCAUCAACCGUGCCCCCCCCCUCCCCCCCUUCCAUUCACACACACACCCUCCCCCCAUCUUCUGUUUCUUUGACUUCCUUUGUUUUUACAGAACCCUAAUGGCGGUUUUUAAGACACAUUGUGAUGUGUAAAAAAUUAAAGAGGUUAAAAAAAAAUGACAAAAGUUAUGAAUAAUUCUAUAUUUAGAUCUAUGAUGAGAAUAAUUAUGAUAGUACUCUACUACCACCAACAUUAAAAAACUGCAUGCUGUACAGAGCUGGAUGAAAGGGAAAGCACCUGGUUUGUGAACGGACUGACAGACUGAAGCCUUGAGAUCCACCAACGCUGACCUGUUGGGGAUUUUUGAUUUCCAUUUAGUUUCGUUUUUUUCUUUUCCAAUGAAUAUUUUUUUAAUUAUUAUUUAUAUAAAAUAUGUCCCAAACAGGC